AUGUCAGAGGUCGACAACGCAUCCGACUCUGACUGGCUUGAUAUUGCUAACGGUCAUGAAUCCGACUUCAAUGAUUCCUUAAGUUCCCAGGACAGCGACCGCGAUGAGUUGAAUUCUCGGCCACACUCUAGACGUUCCUCCAUAAGUAUGGGGAGCUCAAAGGACAGCGAGGUUGAAGCUUGGGAGGGCUUCGUUGACGACAGCGAGGAUGAAGCAGCCGCCUUUCCACCUGGCAUGUAUACUGUGCCACUGCCUGCGGCCGUGGCUGAACUAAUGCCAACAGCCUUCAUACCUGAUAUCGACAACGACCAAGACCCAGCAGAAGACCAGCGUGUCAAAGAUGCCCUCGACCAAAGCCUGAUGGGUACUUUGAGUGCCUCUCGCUCGUCGGCCGGCCACUCAUCGAGCGCCCACACGUCCAUUCGCGAUCUGCGCUUGUCUUUCCCCGAUCCCCUCACAAGUUCUCGCGAUGAACUAAACAGGUCUUAUGAAGAUGUUUCACCAUCAGAGAUGACCUUCAGUGACGCUGAUGACCUUGACAUGACGCCGCCUACGAUCGGCCCAUUGCCUCGGGAUCUUUCUGUCACGCCUGAGGUCCAGCGUCGCGAGGCUCCCCUUCCUAAGCCUACUACGGAGAAUGGAUUAGACAUCGUGUUGUAUGGUUACUCCUCUCAGAUUAAGUGGUCUUUUGUCGAGGAUCUGGUGCGGAAGGCAGCCAUCGCAUCGGGCCACACCCUCCUCACGUCACUUGAGAAUGGGAAUGACCUGGUCCAAACAUUGCGCCUCGAGAAACAAAUUCGAGACGCACCCAAUUUUUACGACGCCAUCACCGUAUAUGAUAGGACAAAUGACUUCCCUCCCAGUGAAGCCGACAUUUUAAACAAAUCGUCAUUGGCCAUUGUUUAUUUGCCUACUCCCACCCUUCCACUCCUGUCUUCGCACACUUUAUAUCUUCCUGUUUAUGUUUCAGGGGCCGCUCUCGGCUCGAAUUUGGAUCCCCAGGAUAUCGCCGCUAGUGCGGAGGAUGACUGGGAUCUACUAUCUGUUCCUCUCACGAAGAUCUUACAAUUCGAUGCAGAGAACAAAUUUUCAGUUUUCAAUAGUGAAGAACUUGGGUCGGUCACGCCCCCACAGGUUCAUCGAGCAUUCCAAGCGCUCUCGAGCAAACCUAAGAAGACUGUUACCAAAUCUGUAUCUGAACAGGCGAGUCCCGUUAACGCGGCAACGAUAUCCAGAUUCGCAUUGAUGUCGUUGAUUAUGGGUUUCGCUUUCAACACCGCGUUCCAACCAUCCGUCCCAGUCCCAACUCCAACAGCUAGAAAUUUGACUUCGGAAAGUAGCGUAUGGCUCGUUGUGCAAUCCAAUCAAUCCAUUAUCCCAGCCAGCGCCACGGAAUUGAGGAACACGCCCUCGGCAUCCACUUUGAAAGAUGUGGCGCUGUCGGUGUAUCAUCCAGGCACGACCUCGCUAUCUCUCACGUCUACACAUUCGACGUCUUUGUUCUCGAGCCUUGUGAGCUCUUCCAAAGCUUUGGCAUGUCGGGAGUGCAACUCAAUCGCGCUUAAACCGCAGACUUCCAAGGAGGCCUCGGUUUAUUCUGCUCUCGAUACCCAAUUAACCGAGGCACCAAAGCCUGCUAUUCAGUCACCCCUCACCAUCAUCCAUGCCAAACAGCCUGAGGCUACGACGACGGCCAUGAAUCUCAGGCUGGUGAAUACUAUCACCGACGCUAUUGGCGUCACGUCCAAGGCGCUUGUCAAAGCCGCGAAUAAUGAUGUUGGGGAGCUUGUUGAGGCUAUGGAUGAGCUCGUUAACGCAAUUAAAGUCCAAGCGGACUAUAUAGUCAAGCAAUCGAAGGGCAAAGCUCGUGAGAUUGGCGAUCAAGUCCGCGAGCUCGGCGACCAGGUUCAAGGACAAUUCCAGUACCGCAACAAGAGGGCGCGGGAUCGUGCGAGGGAGUUUACGAAUAUUGGCCUAGAAUUUUUGAAAGAUCGAACGGAUGUUGCUAAGAAGAACGCACAUCUCUUGAAACAGACUUUGGUGGAAUCGGAGAAGUGGCGAAUGUGUCAAAGAGAGCAGGAUGACGGGAAGGCUUGGUUGAAGGAGGGCAAAUUGGGCCGGAAGAAGUGUCGGCGAGCUUCAACCAAUAAGGAGGCGAAGUUGAGGAGGGCGACUUGCCAUGACCGAGUGAUUUGACCACUGACCGCGACUCUUCUCUGAAGGUCUGCAAUGUAACUCUUAUGUGUGGUCUCUCGCGCUCUGACUCCCUGUGCAUGUAUUAUAUUUGUAAAUGAUUUCUUUAACAGAU
Laccaria bicolor S238N-H82 is the source of this 2308-nucleotide messenger RNA. RefSeq lists its product as uncharacterized. NCBI's taxonomy places the organism in Eukaryota, Fungi, Basidiomycota, Agaricomycetes, Agaricales, Hydnangiaceae. The coding region runs from base 1 to 2196 and encodes 731 amino acids. The transcript is spliced from 3 exons. The record is from RefSeq and is a predicted model, not a curated record.